This is a messenger RNA of Seminavis robusta, 1029 nucleotides long. Lineage: Eukaryota; Bacillariophyta; Bacillariophyceae; Naviculales; Naviculaceae. The record is from the annotation of a GenBank genome assembly.
AACUAAAACUGUUUGAAAAAGUUCAAAACUUCAUAAUGGUUUCCGGACCUUGCUGUUAUGUGGGCUGGAUACGUACACUUACUUACUUUGUGCUCCCCGGAACACACUUGGUUUGUUUACUUCGCCUUACAAUACCGGUACCGGUACGGAGUACCAUACGGGGUGAUUUAUCCAGUCGCCCCGAAGCAAGUUGGCUGGCUGCCGCAAAACCACUGGAGUCUCUGACAGGAUAAUUUCAUUUUCUUGCCUUCAUCUAUCACAAAAACAUAUUCCAAACGUUCGAACCCAUCAGGAGAAACGAUGGCGAACGAAUCUGAUAUCCCCACUAUUGUGUAUGUUUUCCACCUGGAGGAUGAUGCCACCCAGGUUUCGAACGGUUAUUUUGGCCGUCGAAAUGAGCAAGGCAAUGUGUUGGAUGCUAGCCUGGUCUCUCGGUGGGAUUCUGAGAAAGGUCGCUCUGACAACAGCCAUGCUCGCAUGAUGCCCAAACACAAGAGCGUGUGCAUUGAAACCGAGGAGGACAAGCCAACAAGCCGCAGGCUCCACACACUCUCUCGUUGGUCAGCUAUCCCCGCCCCUCUCUUGGCCAACAGUGGGCAUUGCGAGGAGGACCAGCAGACAACCUCGCGAAGAAGCACAACACGAGUAAGUGAACGAAGCAGUACCGGAGAUGUAGUCGCAGAUCGGUGGGCCACAUCGAUCCCUGUGAGCCAUAGGAUACAACUUCGUGGCGAUCGUGGCAAUCAGCAGCUUGGACACGAGACCACGAGGGACCGACCAGCGCGGCUCCCAAAGCGAGGUGCUGGCUACUCUCAACCCGUCCGCAACUCAACCGACCCUCUCAUCGAGCUACGGUACAAGGCCAAGAAAAGCUACUGCUCCAAAGCGGCAUAGACAGCCUGUCGACUAAUUACUCAUAGUCUAGUAAUCAUCACUACUAGCAUUGCUUUCGUAAAACACGAAGCAAAGCAAGUCAUCAAAAAUUGAAGUCUUGGAAUUGCACGCGCAAACAUGCCCACACAUCCUGCU